AUGACCCGCCUACUUGGCUAACUGACGCUUGUGUUUUUUGCUGCUGAUUUUGAAUCACCCGCCGGUUUGUGUCUUCAAUUUCAAUGCUUUGAUUGUCCUCCUGCAUUGCCCGAAUAUGUCACGCGUCAGUUAGUCAAAAGGAUCUUCGAAGAACAGCAGAAAGUUUCCAGUGAGCGAGCCGAAGCGGAAGGAUGGAGAGUCUGAUUCCCACCAUCAACCGGCUGCAGGAGGUCUUCCUCACUGUGGGUGCUGAGGUCGUCCAGCUGCCCCAGAUAGUUGUGGUCGGGUCUCAGAGUAGUGGGAAGAGCUCGGUGCUGGAGAGCCUGGUUGGACGGGACUUUUUGCCUCGAGGAUCUGGAAUAGUGACCAGGCGACCCCUGGUGUUGCAGCUGGUUAAUGUAGCUCCACUGCAGGACCGGCUGAAGAUUGAGAAUGGAAAUGGGGCCAAUCAAACUGCCCAAAACAGCUAUCCAGGUGUCAAAGCUGAAGAAUGGGGGACAUUCUUGCACUGCAAGAACCAGAUCUUCACAGACUUUGGGGAAAUCCGCAAGGAAAUUGAAUCUGAGACAGAACGCAGUUCAGGUGACAACAAGGGAAUCAGCCCGGAGCCUAUUUAUUUGAAGAUUUUCUCCCCUAAAGUCCUCAACCUCACCUUAGUUGAUCUGCCUGGCAUUACGAAGGUUCCAGUUGGGGAUCAGCCGGAGGACAUUGAGUCGCAAGUGCAAGAGAUGAUCUUGUCCUUCAUCUCCAAUCCAAACUCUCUCAUACUCGCUGUGUCUCCUGCCAACUCUGACUUGGCCACAUCAGAUGCGCUGAAAUUGGCUCGUGAGGUGGAUCCAGAUGGCCGCCGUACUCUGCUUGUGGUCAGCAAACUGGACCUGAUGGAUGCAGGCACAGAUGCGCUGGAGGUCCUGCUCGGUCGAGUCAUCCCCAUCCGCCUUGGAAUUAUUGGGGUUGUUAACAGGAGUCAACAUGACAUCAACACUCACAAAAGUCUGGAGGACUCGAUGAAGGACGAGCACACCUUCCUGCAGCGUCAUUACCCCUCACUUGCUUCUCGUGCCGGGUCUCGAUACCUGGCCAAAACACUCAGCAGGCUGCUCAUGCACCAUAUCCGCGACUGUCUGCCGGACCUUAAGACCCGCGUCACUGUGCUCAACUCUCAGUACCAGGCUCGACUCAAUGGUUACGGCCAACCAGUGGAAGACCACAGCGCUAUGUUGCUGCAGAUCGUCACCAAGUUUGCCAGUGACUACUGUAACACCAUCGAGGGCACAGCCAGAUACAUCCAGACGUCGGAGCUCUGUGGUGGCGCCCGGAUCUGUUACAUAUUCCAUGAAACCUUUGGUCGCACCCUGCAGACCAUCGACCCCCUGGGAGGCCUGACUGAGCUCGAUAUUCUCACGGCCAUUCGUAAUGCAACGGGCCCUCGACCAGCCCUCUUUGUUCCAGAGGUCUCAUUUGAGCUGCUGGUCAAGCGGCAAAUUAAGCGUUUGGAGGAGCCCAGUAUGCGCUGUGUGGAGCUUGUUCAUGAGGAACUGCAGCGAAUCAUUCAGCACUGCUCCUCCUACAGCACACAGGAGCUCCUGCGUUUCCCCAAACUUCACGAUUCCAUCGUGGAAGUGGUGACGGGUUUACUGAGGAAGCGUUUGCCCAUCACUAAUGAUAUGGUUCACAACUUGGUAGCGAUAGAACUGGCCUACAUCAACACCAAACACCCGGACUUCACGGACGCAGCUCAGGUCUCGGCCUCUGUCAACAGUCAGCAGGCAGAGACCCUGGACGGAGGGAAACGCUGGAAGAAUGAAAAGCUCUCGGAAGAAAAAGCUCAGGCGGCUGGCUUCGGCAGCCCCAGCAAAGGCCAGGCCAUUAACCUGCUCGACACUGCGGUGCCGGCGUCCCGCAAGCUGAGCGCAAAAGAGCAGAGAGACUGUGAGGUGAUUCAGCGACUCAUCAAGAGCUACUUCCUCAUCGUCCGCAAAAGCAUUCAAGAUAGUGUGCCAAAGACAGUGAUGCACUUCCUGGUCAAUUUUGUGAAAGAGCAUCUGCAGAGCGAGCUGGUGGGUCAGUUGUACAAGCAACCUCUGCUGCAAGAGCUGCUCAUUGAGUCUCAGGACACGGCGCAGCAGCGAACAGAGGUGGCUCAAAUGCUCGAGGCCCUUAAAAAAGCCAAUAACAUCAUCUCUGAGAUCAGAGAGACGCAUCUGUGGUAGCCGGAGGAACACGCUCGCGCUCAAGGCACACCAGAGUUGAGAGAGUUCAGAGUGACAGUGGAGAGUGAGCGUGGACCAACACACAUUGAUUUGUUGUCUGGACAAGGUUCUGCAAGUGCCGUCUCUCGCUGUGAAGAAUCAAGGUCUCAGGCACAAUGGGUGAAUGCUUUGUUGUGAGCGAAACAACAUUCAAUUCAAGUCACAAACACAUGUGCUCUCGCCAUUCCAAGUCUCUAUUGCAGUGUCCGUUCACGAAGAGCUUCAUCAUUCCAUCGCAGGACAGAUGCGGGUUGUUUUCAAACUCUCUGGUGCUAAUUGCUCUUCAACUGAUUGAAAAUGUUGCAUUUACAUAUUUGAUUUUGUUGGGAAGAGGCGCAUUGAUUGCCGUUGGAAGAGACAGUUUGGUAUUUUACAUUGAUGUGAGUUCUCAAACCUGGAAGUCUCCGCUCUUCUCUUCUCUCCUCCUCAAAACAAUGUUGACCCCCUCCAGCUGAAAACUCACAAAAAAGCUGCGAUAAGAAUCGUGAAUAUCCCUCUUUUAAAUCUUCACCAGGCCUGGGCCUCUAUAGUGCUGCCUCGCUCCCUUUACUGUUACACCUUGUGGAUGUUCACUGCCCCUGUCACUCCUUAGCACUGAGAACUCGGAUUACCAACGCUCGUCCUGUGACUCUUCAAAUGAACCUGCCUUAAUGGAAAACACUCACUGUAGGGAGCAGAGCCACGUUUGUUUGUCCCGUGCAUGUCAGUGUUUGUGUGCAUGUGUGACGCAUGGAUGGAAGGAUGCAGAUGUUUUGUAUUAUUUAAACGUAGAUGAUCACCUUGUGUCAACUGCCUCUCGGGUCCCUGCCCGACAGUGUUUACUGAAGGAACUGUGUGGGGGAAAUUCAUUAAACCUUAAAA
Synchiropus splendidus (mandarinfish) is the source of this 3113-nucleotide messenger RNA. Its product is annotated as dynamin-1-like protein. Gene Ontology annotation, biological process: mitochondrial fission. Bases 192 to 2213 code for a protein of 673 amino acids. Gene Ontology annotation, molecular function: microtubule binding; GTPase activity; GTP binding. NCBI's taxonomy places the organism in Eukaryota, Metazoa, Chordata, Actinopteri, Syngnathiformes, Callionymidae. Gene Ontology annotation, cellular component: mitochondrion; cytoplasm; membrane. The transcript is spliced from 18 exons. The record is from RefSeq and is a predicted model, not a curated record.